Molecule: messenger RNA, 4778 nt
Organism: Exaiptasia diaphana
Lineage: Eukaryota; Metazoa; Cnidaria; Anthozoa; Actiniaria; Aiptasiidae
Exons: 11
Coding region: 1-3147 (1048 amino acids)
Molecular function (GO): protein binding
Source: RefSeq, a predicted model, not a curated record
AUGGACUCUACCCACUUCGACCUCUUGUUGUUCCAACGUCAGCAACUACAGUGCAAUGUUUUAGAUCCUUUGCAGAGAAUUAAGGGAGCGAUAGGGAGAAGUAUGCAGCCUCGAGAAGUCGACGCCGUUAAAGCACUUUUGAAUCGCGAAGUGCGCAACUUUGUAUUAGCUGAGGUUUACGACGGGCAGCAUUUAAUGGAGGUUUUUGACCUCUGCUACGGUCAAGACAACCUCAARYUUAUAGAACGGCUUCUUGAAGAAGCUGACCUCCAAAACAUUUCUCAAAUGGUGCGAAAUUGGAUGUCGAGAAACAGACGUUUGGUGCCGAAUGUUUUUUAUCAAUACGGUUUCUUUCCACUCUGGRUCAGAAURAGUCAAACUUUYAUCAACUUCUUAAAACURCGGCUUGAAGUUUUCAAUACUUUAAAAAKCGUGUUUGGCAUUCCAGAGACYGAUCCAGCAAUGGAACCUUUCAUUUUCAUGGGACUGUCCUUCGGAGAUAAGGACACUUUACUGUGUGUGCUCGUGCCACAAUCAUUACGUCAUUCUAUCAAGACAUCGCUUCAGUCCAGUGAGGUGRCWGCUCAACUCAGACGUAUUCAUAUCAAUGGAAUUUAUUUUUCAAGGGUCMGUAAAAAGUCAAAGAAGGAACAAGUUUCAGGAUCCCAAWUGAGCAUAUCAUCAGCAUGUGAAUCGAUGACGAGUAAUGAUUUAUACGAUUCAAUAUAUGAAGAUGUACAAUGUUCAGAGAGCCUAUCAUCGCUGCAAGAACUAAAUCCCAACCAACAGAAUCUCAAACACAAGCCUGAUUGGACGACGAUGAACGGCAUUUACAAUGAKCAUGAUUUUGAUCGCCCUGGAAACAGACUUGAGAUUGACAGCAAGCCACAGUUGGUUCGGAUAAGUAGUGAUUACGUCRUUGAUACCUCUAUCAGUUUGAAGACAUCAACUUUCAAAGAAAAUGAAGGCGUUGAGGASUGGAGUCAGAAGCCACAAUUGGUGCAGAUUAGUAGCGCUUAUGUCGGACAAAACCCCAGCAAUMKUAUUKCUGGAGUAGGUGUAAAACCACCGUAUGGCAAGUGUUUUUUUGUUGAAUACCGGAUAAAUGCGCAAACAUGUCCAAAAUCAAUUCACUCAACCGCACAUGUCAAAGCUAACUCGUUUCAAGUUCCUGCCCACUACAAUGAUCAUGCAAACCCUCUUGACGUAACGAAAGAUUCACAGUUUUUGCAGAGUUCAGAGAUCACUGAAAUCUCCCUGGAUGAAUCUCUAAUUCUCGAAAGUAGAAAAUCGACAAAGGAAUAUGGUGUACACCGACCAAGGAACAAGUUAUCUUGGGAGGAUGAACCACAUCGAGAAAACCUCUCUAGCGAUAAUAAAUGUCAAGCUUUUCAAAAAGAACAUAAAACACAUGGACUGAGCAGAGAAUAUUACCAUGGAAACGAUCAGAAUAUAUAUUUGCAUGGCGAUAAUGAAGUACCAGGUGAUAUCUCUGUCUCUUUUCAUGAUUAUUCCAAGAAAACAGGUCGUUACUUCCAAAAGGAGAACAAUCGCUAUGGUAAUGAGGAUCGCUUCUGUGCCAAUUCACAAGAACUUCAAUAUUAUCUAAACUCCAAUCUUGACUACCAUGGUAACCAGCAUGAUAAGUAUGAUAAUGCCAAUCGAGAUAACCAUGACGAAAGUUUCUAUAGAGGCAAAUCUUCCARUUGUAGAAAUAUAUCCAGUGAUCACCAAAACGAUGAUAAAAGGUGGAACGAAGCAACCAAGAAUGAUCUAAACACUUAUGAUUACUAUGGCAACGAUAAAAUCGAUUCUGGCAACCAAAGGAUCUAUGACGGUAACAGGCAUUGUCGCCUUCAUGAUUAUCAUUUCGAUAGUAAGCCAUAUUACCAAAGGUACUUGUCUGAUCAACGCAAUGGAUWCCACGAUGACAAUGACAAACAGCACCAAGGCAACGAUCCUUAUGGUAACGGUUGUGAUGGUUACCAAGAUAACAAGGUUUAUAAUCAGAGAAAUGAAUUAAUGUUACCAGAACCAGAGCCAGAACGCACUCAUCGCCCUGUAGAGCAUCAGCCAAGCUUAAGUUCUUUCACCAAUGGAUUUGAGCCAAUUUGCCACUCGACCCCCAAUAGUUCGGUCAGCGGUUUUUCAACACACAAACUGUCUUUCAAAUUCAGGRAUGGCAAUAUAAGCAGCUCAAUGCCCACRUUAUACCACAGGGAAUCCGAACAAAGAAGCAYUGAUGGACGAAAACUACUGAGGCAGUUCUCGCCUAAAUAYGAGAGUCAAGCUGACUUGGAAGACCAUGUUUUUAUGAAUACACAUGAGAAUACUACAAAGUUACUGCCGUCUGAUUACUAUUGUGYACCGCCGAACUACCAAGAGGCCAUUAUUAAGAAGUCUUUUUUUUCACUAAGCUCUCUUGAUGUUGAUAUGAGGUGCAAGAAGGUGAAAAGUCCGCUGCUCUCGACGCAGAGUUUGAGCUCGAUUUAUAGAGAGAAAGAGCAAUUACUAAGUAAAGAAGAGCUUCAAGAAAGUAUUCGAUCUGCUGAAAUUAAAGAAUGGGAAAAACUACUCGAUAAAGCAAAARACUUUAUCAAAGCUGCGAAACUUGGUGACGAGGAAGAGGUGCAGUACCUGCUGAAUGAAGGAGUAGAUGCUGAUUACAUGAAUGAGUUCGGUCAAACAGCGCUAAUGAUAGCCUGCAGAGAGGGUCAUCUUCAAGUCGUUAAUGUGUUAAUAACCUACAGUGCUGACUUGAAUAUACAAGACAGAUUUGGUAAAUCAGCUCUGCAUGAGGCAGCAUGGAGUGGCAAGCAUCAGGUUAUUGCCCCCCUCGUGUCGAAAGAUGCUGAUAUAAAUGCUAUUGAUGAGGAGGGACGCACUCCCCUUCAGUUCGCAGCUAUACGAGGGCAAACAAAAGUAGCCGAGGUUUUAUUGCUCUUGGGAGCUGACCCUUCUAUCUUAAACAAGCAUGGUGAAGCAGCCGUGGAAUUGGCCUACAAACGGCGUCAUAAGGACAUCAUUAACCUUUUAUUGAAUUCUACGAACAAGGAAGUAAGAAAAAACACGCGAAGUCAAAUAAGAAAACUUAAAAUUCGACAUUUGAAGUCGGCGACAUCUUUAUCAAAGAAACGAAACUUGUGAAAUCAUCACUAGGAAGAAGACAGCUCUCAUCCGCGUUGUUCUUUGAUGUUGUAUUCCUGCAGUUGAAUUCCAGCCGCAAAAAUGAACAAUAGUUCAGGUUAAUGAAAAAAUUACACUUUCAGGAAAACAUCCCAAAUAUAUAUAUAAAAUAGUCAAAACUACGAAGCAAAAAUCACCAAACUUUCACAUUGUGCAAACAUUUAGUUAAAAGUUUUGAACAUGCAGAAUUACUUAAGUGAAAACUAGGCAGAUUAAGUGAGUAAUAUGCAAUAAUMUCGAACUUUUGUCAAAUUCAGUCUUUAAAUCAGCAAAACAAAAUAUAUGAAUUAUAGUUUAGUUUAGUAAGUUUUUAACCGCAAUUCUAUUCUCAAGUUAUAGGAAAGUCAAGUCUGUGGGUAACAGUAAAAAAAAACAGAAUUAAAGAAAAUMAUAAGUUUUUGAAAGGGAGAAAUAUAGAUAUUAAAUAUUAUAAAUGUUGUUCAUAAAGGACAUUGGCUAWUCAAAGGAUGUCCUGCUUCAGUUGCGGAUUUAGUGUAUAUUGGUUUUUUUAUUUUGUACUAUGUCACGGAUCGUUCAUUUUAACACGUGCACACAAAACUGUUCAAAAUAUAAAGUGAAUAUCAUUGCAGCCUCUCUGCUCUAUGAUUGACCAACGUAUGCCAACGUUUUCGUAAUUUCGUCCAUAACCAAAGACUUACAAGCCAGCCUUGCAUUUUCCCACAGGGCCACGUGACAGGGCACAUUGCAGGUGGGGCACCAGUUUUAUAAUUAGGUAGUUUCGUCCAUCGUGAGUUAACUUCAAAUAUAAMAAAAUGUGCUUAAUUUAAACGACUUCUUACCUUGCAACACCUAUGAUUGACUGUUGCAUAGUAAUAAAACAAACAGCGCAUGUUACCUUACACAAGCCACUUGGCAUUCUCCUUGUAAUCAUAAGAAAUUGCUUUACAGAACCACAAUUACGAAAACCAUAGCACCUUAUCACUAAAUUUUAGGCCCACAUCUAUGAAUCACUUUAUCGGUGUUCGCCAAUUUCUGUUGUCUUAAUAGAUAUACCAAGAAAAUUCAGACAAAAACUUUCGGAUUAUAUACUUGUGACAAAAAGAAAACGCCAAAAGAAAAAAAAAAACAAAACAAAACAAAACAAAACAAAACAAAACAAAACAAUGAAGAAUAAUAGUUUAAUUCGAGAAUCGAUGAAGACCGCUCAGUACUGAGGCAGCUCAAGAACGGUCAUAUUAAUGAUUAACUAUUCGGGUAGACUCCACACUUUCUUGAGAAAUGUUUCAGCCGACAAAUUUAGAAAGUGCUGCAAGCACUCACAGACUUAGGAUUAGUUUCUUCCUAUUGAAGCUUUUAUCGAUAGCUUUGAUCUUCCAAAUGACAUUUUAUUCUUUAUUGUAAAAUUGCAUUGACGUCCUGCAAAGCAAUUAAGGUGUUUGCAAGGCUUUUAAGGUUCUCCAAUUCGUCAAUAAAGCACCUAUUUCAACCACUCACUGAAAAACCUAUUAGCGCCACGAAUGGUUAACGAUUGAUGGACCGCUGUACAGUUUCAUACAACUUUUCUAUCAAUUUUCCAAUCAACUCAUUCGAGUAAGUGCGUUUUAUCGCUAAUUGAAACACGGUAAAAGUUU